Molecule: messenger RNA, 548 nt
Organism: Cinclus cinclus
Lineage: Eukaryota; Metazoa; Chordata; Aves; Passeriformes; Cinclidae
Gene: NHP2
Product: NHP2 ribonucleoprotein
Exons: 4
Coding region: 4-453 (149 amino acids)
Biological process (GO): rRNA pseudouridine synthesis; snRNA pseudouridine synthesis
Cellular component (GO): nucleolus; box H/ACA snoRNP complex
Molecular function (GO): box H/ACA snoRNA binding
Source: RefSeq, a predicted model, not a curated record
GCCAUGGCGCGGGACAAGCCGGAGGCGGCGGCCGAGUCGGAGGCGGCACCGGAGCUCUCGUACCGGGAGCAGCUCGAUUUCCUGAACCCCAUUGCGCAGCCUCUCGCGUCCCGCAAGCUCACGCGAAAGCUCCUCAAGUGCAUCAGGAAAGCGACCAAGCAGAAGCAGGUCCGCCGCGGUGUGAAAGAGGUGCAGAAGUUCAUCAACAAGGGCGAGAAAGGGAUCACGGUGCUGGCCGGAGACACGCUGCCCAUCGAUGUUUACUGCCACAUCCCCAUCAUGUGUGAGGACAGAAGUCUCCCGUACGCAUACGUCCCUUCCAAAACGGACCUGGGAGCUGCAGCCGGCUCCAAGCGCCCGACCUGUGUCAUCAUGAUCAAGCCCCACGAGGAGUACCAGGAGGCCUAUGACGAGUGUUUGGAGGAGGUGUCGGCCCUUCCUAUGCCGCUGUGAAGAGCUGGGACCGGGCUGUGCCCUACGGGGCCGUGGCAGGUCCCUGUCCCUCUACCCGGGGGCUGCAGGGCUGUUUCUGAGGACUCUGCCGAGAG